CGGAAGCUGGCGCAGUUGAGGCUGCGUCUGCGCAAUGUGUCGCCUCCAGUCAGUGCGCGUGGCCGCAGCAGGGGCUCGGCGCCGGGGUCUGGCGGGGCGGCGGUAGUCCCACCAUCGCUCAGGAUGCCCGAGAUCAGGGUCACGCCCCUGGGAGCCGGCCAGGAUGUGGGCCGAAGCUGCAUCCUGGUCUCCAUCGGGGGCAAGAACGUCAUGCUGGACUGCGGGAUGCACAUGGGCUUCAGUGACGACAGGCGCUUCCCUGACUUUUCGUACAUCACCCGCCACGGCCGGCUGACCGACUUCCUGGACUGCGUGAUCAUCAGCCACUUCCACCUGGACCACUGCGGGGCGCUCCCCUACUUCAGCGAGAUGGUAGGCUAUGACGGGCCCAUCUACAUGACGCAGCCCACGCAGGCCAUCUGCCCCAUCCUGCUGGAGGACUACCGCAAGAUCGCCGUGGACAAGAAGGGCGAGGCCAACUUCUUCACGUCCCAGAUGAUCAAGGACUGCAUGAAGAAGGCGGUGGCCGUCCACCUCCACCAGACAGUGCAGGUGGAUGAUGAGCUGGAGAUCAAGGCUUACUACGCGGGCCACGUGCUGGGCGCAGCCAUGUUCCAGAUUAAAGUGGGCUCAGAGUCUGUGGUCUACACGGGUGAUUAUAACAUGACCCCGGACCGGCAUUUGGGAGCCGCCUGGAUUGACAAGUGCCGCCCCAACUUGCUGAUCACAGAAUCCACGUACGCCACGACCAUCCGCGACUCCAAGCGCUGCCGGGAGCGAGACUUCUUGAAGAAGGUCCACGAGACGGUGGAGCGUGGCGGGAAGGUGCUGAUCCCUGUGUUUGCGCUGGGCCGCGCUCAGGAGCUGUGCAUCCUGCUGGAGACCUUCUGGGAGCGCAUGGACCUGAAGGCCCCCAUCUACUUUUCCACGGGCCUGACGGAGAAGGCCAACCACUACUACAAGCUCUUCAUCCCCUGGACCAACCAGAAGAUCCGCAAGACCUUUGUGCAGAGGAACAUGUUCGAGUUCAAGCACAUCAAGGCCUUCGACCGGGCUUUCGCUGACAGCCCGGGGCCCAUGGUUGUCUUUGCCACCCCAGGAAUGCUGCACGCCGGCCAGUCGCUCCAGAUCUUCCGCAAGUGGGCAGGGAAUGAGAAGAACAUGGUCAUCAUGCCUGGCUACUGCGUGCAGGGCACCGUGGGCCACAAGAUCCUCAGCGGGCAGCGCAAGCUAGAGCUGGAGGGGCGGCAGGUGGUGAGUCUGCGCCGCCUCUGCCAGCCCCAGGCCCCUCUUAGGUGGGUGGGGGCCCCGGGAGCGUCCGCCUGUGCUGAUGGCCUGUGUGCUGUGACGCUGCAGCUGGAGGUCAAGAUGCAGGUGGAGUACAUGUCCUUCAGUGCCCACGCGGACGCCAAGGGCAUCAUGCAGUUGGUGGGCCAGGCGGAGCCAGAGAACGUGCUGCUGGUGCACGGCGAGGCCAAGAAGAUGGAGUUUCUAAAGCAGAAGAUUGAGCAGGAAUUCCGACUCAGCUGCUACAUGCCGGCCAAUGGCGAGACGGUGACACUGCCCACGAGCCCCAGCAUCCCGGUGGGCAUCUCGCUGGGGCUGCUGAAGAGGGAGAUGGCUCAAGGACUGCUCCCCGAUGCCAAGAAGGCCCGGCUCCUGCACGGCACUCUCAUCAUGAAGGACAGCACCUUCCGGCUCGUGUCCUCAGAGCAGGCCCUCAAGGAGCUGGGCCUGGCCGAGCACCAGCUGCGCUUCACCUGCCGCGUGCACCUGCACGACCCGCGCAAGGAGCAGGAGAUGGCCAUGCGCGUGUACAGCCACCUGAAGAGCCUCCUCAAGGACCACUGCGUGCAGCACCUCCCUGACGGCUCCGUGACUGUGGAGUCCAUCCUCAUCCAGGCUGCUGCCCACUCUGAGGACCCAGGCACCAAGGUGCUGCUGGUCUCCUGGACCUACCAGGACGAAGAGCUGGGAAGCUACCUCACAUCUCUGCUCAAGAAGGGCCUGCCCCAGGCCCCCUGAGGCCCUGCUGCCAGCCGGAGCCCCCUGGCUUCAGCUCCAGGACUGUGUCUGCGCCUCGGGUCUUCACUGUGUCCUCCACGGCCAGCCACGCCCUUCCCCUGUGGGGAGCCCCGGCACCAGGCACCUGCCCGGCUGGCUGCUUUAGCUGAAGAAGUAACCAGGGCUCGGGGCUCUUCUCCUUUUAUUUUUACUUCUGGACUAACCCCAGGACAUGGGCAAGGUGCCAGGAUAAGGAUCUCCAGUAAAACUGCCACAGGCCGUCUAGGUGGCUUCCUUC
This is a messenger RNA of Sus scrofa (pig), 2302 nucleotides long. NCBI's taxonomy places the organism in Eukaryota, Metazoa, Chordata, Mammalia, Artiodactyla, Suidae. The record is from RefSeq and is a predicted model, not a curated record.